This is a messenger RNA of Plasmodium knowlesi strain H, 579 nucleotides long. RefSeq names its product conserved protein, unknown function. The record is from RefSeq and is a predicted model, not a curated record. The transcript has a single exon. Bases 1 to 579 code for a protein of 192 amino acids. Lineage: Eukaryota; Apicomplexa; Aconoidasida; Haemosporida; Plasmodiidae.
AUGCUCCUGCGCAGAUAUCCAAUUGGAAGAUGCCUUCGGGUCUUCCCCCCCACAUUGACAAAACAUCCAAACGUAAUCAGGAAGUAUGUGCAACCCCCCCGAAGGGAAGCAAGCACCAUGACGUAUACUCCGUUCAAGUGCAGCACAAUCAGCAGUACAAACCUUGCGCAACAACGAAUAAGCAACAUAACCUGCACACAAAUAGACGUAACCAAACAGGUGAAACGAUUUUACAACCCGAGGGAAAAUAUCAACUGGACUCUGAUUCGAUUCCGACACAGAGUAUCACAAUUACGAAAAAAAAAAUUAAAAUAUAAAAACCACUCCAAGGUUGCGUUACGAUUUCGCUUAACCAGAUUUGGAUGGGAAAGGUUGCAGUCAGGUCGAAAUGCGAGUAAAAGAAAUUUGUCCAUCAAAAAGUACAAUGAAAAAAUGAAAAUAAAAUACGUCUCACGGGAUGACAUCAAGAAGUUCAAGUUCCAAAUGCCUAGCUAUGUCCUGCGGUUACGCGACUCUCCGGUUGAUUACAACCCCAAUAUUAUGCGUGCCCGCAAGUUCUUGCCUUCGCACUUUGGUUAG